This is a messenger RNA of Ctenopharyngodon idella (grass carp), 2034 nucleotides long. It is a transcript of the gene ldhd, whose product is annotated as lactate dehydrogenase D. Gene Ontology annotation, molecular function: D-lactate dehydrogenase (cytochrome) activity; FAD binding; D-lactate dehydrogenase (NAD+) activity. Gene Ontology annotation, cellular component: mitochondrion. The transcript has 11 exons. Gene Ontology annotation, biological process: lactate catabolic process. NCBI's taxonomy places the organism in Eukaryota, Metazoa, Chordata, Actinopteri, Cypriniformes, Xenocyprididae. The coding region runs from base 114 to 1580 and encodes 488 amino acids. The record is from RefSeq and is a predicted model, not a curated record.
AGGAGGCGUGACGCAGUUACGCUGAUCCGGAAGAAUAUUUACAUAAACUCUUAACAACUGAGGUUAUGCAUAAAAGCUUGGUUAUUUUAGCACGGAUUUUGUAAGAAGUGGAAAUGAUCUUGUUCAGACAAGCCCUACGCUUCAGUUCUCCACGGCUGCUGUUUGCUUGCGGGAGGUGCAGGAGAUAUUCUGCUAAAACUGGAGUCGUCGAGCGGGUCGUCUCAGAGCUUCGUUCAGUUAGCGGGGAUGAAGGCGUGUCUGUGGGGUCAGCUGUCAGAGAACAGCACGGCAGGGAUGAGUCUGUGCACAGAUGUCGACCACCAGAUGUGGUGGUGUUUCCUCGGUCUGUAGAUGAGGUCAGUGCUCUUGCCAAAAUUUGUCACCACCACCAACUACCCAUCAUCCCAUUUGGCACAGGGACAGGCCUGGAGGGAGGUGUUGGUGCUCUGCAGGGUGGAGUGUGUUUCAGUCUGAGAAAGAUGGACCAGGUCCUUGAUCUUCACCAAGAGGAUUUUGAUGUGACUGUGGAGCCAGGUGUGACGCGCAAAGGCCUGAACUCAUACCUGCGUGACACUGGCCUCUGGUUUCCUGUUGAUCCAGGUGCCGACGCAUCUCUCUGCGGCAUGGCUGCAACUAGCGCGUCAGGCACCAACGCAGUCCGUUAUGGCACAAUGCGCGAGAACGUCCUAAACCUGGAGGUGGUUCUAGCAGAUGGAACAGUCCUCCACACAGCAGGCAGGGGGCGUCGCCCAAGAAAGACAUCUGCCGGUUACAACCUGACAAACCUUUUUGUGGGCUCGGAGGGAACUUUGGGUAUCAUUACCAAAACCACACUUCGAUUGUAUGGUAUUCCUGAAAGUAUGGUGUCAGCUGUCUGCUCCUUUCCAUCCGUCCAAUCAGCGGUGGACAGCACCGUUCAGAUCCUGCAAGCUGGAGUACCCAUUGCCCGCAUAGAGUUCUUGGAUGACGUGAUGAUAAACGCCUGCAAUCGCUUCAACAACCUGUCCUAUGCCGUAACGCCCACUCUCUUCCUGGAGUUCCAUGGGAGCUCCAAGAGCAUGGAGGAGCAAGUAUCCAUCACAGAGGAGAUCACGCGUGAUAACGGAGGCUCAGACUUUGCCUGGGCGGAAGAUGAGGAGAGCCGCGGCCGGCUGUGGAAAGCCCGUCAUGAUGCAUGGUACGCUGCCCUGGCCCUGAGGCCUGGAUGUAAGGCAUAUUCUACAGAUGUCUGCGUGCCUAUCUCACGACUACCUCAGAUUAUAGUGGAGACAAAGGAAGAUCUAAUCAGCAACAAUCUUACCGGUCCCAUUGCAGGUCAUGUAGGUGAUGGAAAUUUCCAUUGUUUAGUGGUACUGGAUCCUAAUGACCCAGACGAGGUGGAAAGGGUUCACUCCUUCACUGAGAGACUGGCCAGGAGGGCACUGGCAAUGGACGGGACUUGUACCGGUGAACAUGGGAUCGGUCUAGGAAAGCGCGCCCUGCUCAGGGAAGAGGUCGGUCCGUUGGCCAUAGAGGUAAUGAAGGGCCUCAAGGCUGCCCUGGAUCCCAAAAACCUCAUGAAUCCUGGAAAGGUGUUGUAAUUAACACAAACCAACACAGAACACUAAAGAUGAUACUCUGCUCUACACUUUCUGACCACUAGAGGUCAGGAGAAUGAGGUUUGUUUUAGAUUUUAAGAAAGAGAAUGAUUAAGACUAGAGCUUUAACAAAAUCUCUAAUCACUCAAGCUCUCUGUAUGAGUAUUCAUGAAGUAAAUUAUUAUUUUGAAUACACAUUAUGAAUGUACAGAGCUUUGCAAAAAUGAUUAUUUAUUUUGUUUUUAUGACAAUCUCACACCAUUUUCAAAUAUGAUUAAUGUGAAAUCAUGGUGCCUUGACAAACUUGUGUUUAGUCUGGCCAUUUCCCCUUCUACAUAUCUGUGAAUAUAUUUAUUUAUAUGGAUAUAUUUGCUCAUGAAAGAGAGAAUCUGUGAAGCAGAACUCGAGAUCUGAUGAGCUAAAUGUGAUGCAGAAAUUAAAAACUGCUAACAGAAAA